This is a messenger RNA of Danaus plexippus (monarch butterfly), 2206 nucleotides long. It is a transcript of the gene Mccc2, whose product is annotated as probable methylcrotonoyl-CoA carboxylase beta chain, mitochondrial. Gene Ontology annotation, molecular function: methylcrotonoyl-CoA carboxylase activity. The transcript has a single exon. Bases 222 to 1895 code for a protein of 557 amino acids. Lineage: Eukaryota; Metazoa; Arthropoda; Insecta; Lepidoptera; Nymphalidae. Gene Ontology annotation, biological process: L-leucine catabolic process. The record is from RefSeq and is a predicted model, not a curated record. Gene Ontology annotation, cellular component: mitochondrion; methylcrotonoyl-CoA carboxylase complex.
CGACUUGAGUGACGAUUGUAGAUAAAUACGAUUGUGAGUGUAAACAUUACAUCAAGCAAUGUUAAAACGAAGUCAUUUUCGUAAUAUUAUUUAAAGUUUUUAUCAACGGGGGUCAAAACAACGAAAUUAUUCAAUCACCUUGAUAAAAGAAUUUGUUAUCGUCAGUGCAGCCGAACACACAACGCGUCCGGUCGUGUUUAUGAUUAAUAUAUAAAGUUAAAAUGCUCACGUUACUUAAAGGCGUACGGCGAUUAAAUGUCCAAAGCCGGCAUUACAGUUACGCCAACGUGAUAGGAAGUGAGCCGAAUAGAAAUGAUCCUUAUUACGCUGAGAACAAGGAGAAAAUGGACGAGCUCGUGAAGGAACUCCGUCAGAAAACAAAUGACGCUAUCAAAGGCGGUCCCGAGGAAGCAGUCAAAAGACAUAUUGCUAGAGGAAAACUGCUUGUAAGAGACAGGAUUAACCGGUUAGUGGACGAUGGAAGUGACGUCUUAGAAUUAAGUACUCUGGCCGCUACGGACAUGUACAAAGGUCAGGUCCCGGGCGCCGGCAUAGUUACAGCUAUCGGCCAAGUUCAAGGUCGGGAUUGUAUGAUUGUUGCCAAUGAUGCUACUAUUAAAGGAGGCACGUAUUUUCCUAUGACCAUUAAAAAGCAUCUAAGGGCACAAGAAAUCGCUAAGGAAUGUCGUCUACCUUGCAUUUAUCUCGUUGAUUCUGGUGGCGCCCAUUUGCCUGAUCAAGCGGACGUAUUCCCUGACAGAGAACAUUUCGGUAGAAUAUUUUUUAAUCAGGCUAAUAUGUCUGCUGAAGGUAUCCCUCAAAUUUCUGUGGUGAUGGGAUCUUGCACCGCCGGUGGCGCUUAUAUUCCUAGCAUGUCUGACGAAAGUAUCAUUGUUAAAAAGCAGGGUACAAUUUUUCUAGCUGGUCCACCGCUUGUUAAAGCAGCCACUGGAGAAACAGUUUCAGCGGAAGAUUUAGGUGGGGCAGACCUACAUUGCCGUAAGUCAGGUGUCACAGAUCAUUACGCAUUAGAUGACGAGCACGCCUUGCAAUUGGCUAAAAAUGUGGUUGCUAAUCUAAACUGGCAUAAUGACCAAAGAAUUCGAGUUUAUGCAUCGGAUAUAGACGAACCAUUACAUGAUAUCGAUGACUUACACGGAAUAGUUGGCGCGAAUUUGCAAAGACCUUUUGACAUCCGAGAAGUUAUUGCUAGAAUAGUUGACGGAAGCAGGUUCCAUGAAUUCAAACAACUUUAUGGUGAGACUUUAGUAUGUGGGUUUGCAUCUGUUUAUGGUAAUCCUGUCGGAGUUUUAGGCAAUAACGGCGUUUUACAUUCAGAAGCUGCCUUAAAAGGAGCUCAUUUUAUUCAACUAUGUGCUGCGCGAAAAAUACCCUUACUGUUUUUACAAAACAUCACUGGUUUCAUGGUAGGUCCAGAAGCCGAGGCUGGAGGUAUAGCUAAAAAUGGUGCCAAAUUGGUCACAGCUGUGAGUUGCUUUAAGGGGCCCAAAGUUACAGUACUAGUUGGUGGCAGUUUCGGUGCUGGUAACUAUGGCAUGUGUGGCAGAGCAUAUUCACCAAGUUUCCUUUAUAUGUGGCCGAAUGCCAGAAUAUCUGUGAUGGGUGGUCCACAAGCUGCUACAGUGCUUUCAUUAGUUGCAAAAGAAAAGGCGAACAGGGAAAAGAAAGAGUGGACAGAAGAAGAUGAAAAGAAAGUGAAAGAUCCAUUGGAAGCGAAGUUUGAUCUUGAAGGCCGACCAUAUUACAGUACAGCUCGUUUAUGGGAUGAUGGGAUCUUGGCCCCGAAGGAUACCAGGAAAGUAGUGGGUCUGAGUAUAUCAGCGGCACUAAACGCACCAUUUAGGGACAGUAAGUUUGGCAUAUUCAGAAUGUGAGAUAACACUUAACAUUGUAGUGAUAACGAAUGAUAACAGACCGUACAUUACUCAUUUCAAUGCUUUAUGAGUAUAGAAAACAUGAUUUAAUUGUUAUUGUGUUAUCAGUAAGGUGAUAAUUUUGUUGCCUUAAAAUAUUUAUUUUUAAACGAGAACUUUAUCGUCACUGAAGUGCUAGUUUUUGAGUACUUAAGAACAGUGUUAUAGUAUAAAAAAUAAGUGGAGUACUUUAUCUUCUAUUGAACCUAAUUAUAAGAUGAUGAGGGCAUUUUUUAUAAUAAAACAUACCUAUUAUUAAACAGAAAGCCUAU